ACUAUCUCUACGUCCGUCGACAUUAAUAGAAGCUUUUGUUUGUUGUGUUAAAUUCAUUAUUAUUUCACUUAUAUUUAAUAAUACUUUAAUAUUGUAAUUUGAAAUGGAAUUUAUGUUUAAAUAGUGCGUUCUCUCUGUGAAGUGAAAAUCGUUGUAUCGUUUGAGAAAUUGGGAAAAUGGAUUUCAAAAUUAUUUUUUGUCUACUGUUCUUGGCGUUCAUCAGUUCAGUAUCAUCUGAAUGUGUUCUUACGAGACGGUACAGCAACUGCAACUACACAGUCUUCUGCGAACUGACUGCAGCAUCGGUCAGCAAUCCAUCCUGCGAGAAUGACCCUUACGUUACUUUUGUCAUCACCAAAUCUCGCUUAACCUACCUUACUACCGGCUACUUCUCUUCAACCAACUUCGACUCCCGAGUUCGUGAAAUCAUAGCAAAAGGUAACGCAUGGGAAAUCAUCGAUGGCUCAGGAUUCAGAUAUUACCCAAACACCAUCAAAUUGGACAUAUCCAAUACCAGUAUCGAAAAAAUUUCCAAUGAAGCCUUCAGAAACCUAGUGAAUCUACAAUAUUUAAAUAUUUCUCACAAUUAUAUUAGAACACUAAAUCCCAGAUCGUUUUAUACAUCGGAUAGCGUGACAAAUACAGUAAAAAUAUUAGAUUUAUCAAAUAAUAUAUUAGUCGAAUUGUCAAGUGAAUUGAACCUAAUGCCUAAUUUAAUUAAACUGUACUUACAAAAUAACAUGUUGUCCAGUCUAACAGACGACUCUUUUGUUAGUCUAAAACAUUUGGAGUACCUUGAUUUACGCCAUAAUCGGUUACAAAAUUUGAAUUUAACCUUAAUGAACUUGAAAAUGUUGAAAACAAUUGAUGUUUCUCAAAAUUAUCUUCUUAAACUUUCGGGUUAUGAAACCAAUCGUAUGGUUGGCUUAGUCUACUUCAAUGCAUCCUACAAUAUGAUCACUGCAGUAGAAUCUAAUUGCUUCAACCAAGCGAAAUACUUAGAAUCAGUUGAUUUUAGCAAUAAUUUCAUCAACACGACUAUUCAAAGUGAACUAUUUAAUGCUAAUUCUCGACUCCAUUAUUUAAAUUUUUCUCAUAAUUCUAUUAGAGGCAUACAAGAUAACUCGUUUUCAAAUACAAAUUUAUUUGACAUUAACUUGAAAAAUAACAACAUCAGUGGGAUUUUAAAUGAAAAUACUUUCAAAGGCAUAAUUCAUAUUCCUACGCUAGAUUUAUCUAAUCAAAAUAUAGUCGGUAUAAAGAAUAACACUUUUAGUGGCAUGCGGGAUUUAAUGCACCUUAAUUUAAGUAGAAAUAAUAUAAACGAUAUUGAUAUUUCUAGCUUUAACAGUAAUUCCAUGACUAUAUUAGACCUGUCGUAUAAUAAGAUUUACUACUUAAAUUUCCUACAAAAUUGUUCGCUCAAUUUGACUGAAUUGUAUUUAAAUAAUAAUAAUAUAACUGUCGUGCAAAAGAAUACAUUUGCUGAUCAAAUACAAUUAGUAAAACUAGAUCUUUCAAUGAAUAGAAUUACAUCUAUUGAGCCGAACGCGUUACCGCUCAACAAUCUCCAGUAUCUCAAUAUUGGAGGCAAUAACAUAAAUGGCGUCAUAAAGAAAAAUACGUUUAGUCCAGCAAAAUAUCUAAAGUUCUUAGAUUUGAGUAAUUUUAAUAUAACGAGAAUCGACGACUCUGCAUUCAUCGAUUUAAAUGUAUUAGCUCGGUUAAAUCUUUCAAAGAAUCACAUAGAAAGUAUAGCAGCAAAUAAUUUCAAUGGAGUUAACAACAUGUUCAGUCUAGAUUUAUCGCACAAUAACUUAACGUAUUUCUCAUUCAAUAACAGUGAUUCGACAAAUAAUUUAACAGCUUUAUUUUUAAACAACAAUCGUCUCUCAAACAUAAGUAAACUUUUUCUAAAUACGUCCAAGUUAAUUUACUUGGAGUUGUCUAAUAAUAACAUAAGUGACACAACAUCUAUUGGCUCUCAUCUAUUUCCUAACCUAAAAGUGUUACAUCUUGGAAACAAUAAAAUUAAUGAAUUCAAUAAUCCAGAAACUGAUUCUCUGACUACUCUGCUUGACUUAGAUGUGUCUUCCAAUGAACUUAGAGAUAUAAACUUAAGUUAUUUCAAAGAACUGAUGUCUGCAAAUCUUGGCAAUAAUAAACUUACACAUGUAAAUGGUACGUCGUUUAGGAAUAAUGAAUAUUUGCAAUCACUAGAUGUAAGUAGAAACAACAUCACUGACUUACCACCAGGCACGUUUCUGUUGAUGAAAAAUCUAAAGUUACUGAACGUGUCUUCCAAUUACUUGACGAAACUUCGUUUUGGGAGUCUUAAAGGCCUUCACAAGACAGAAGUGUUAGACUUAUCAAAGAAUUAUAUAUCUGUACUAGAUGUUGAUGUGUUCCACGAUUGUGAUGACUUAAAAACUUUGAUAAUAGAUUACAAUCGUAUCAAAACGUUGGAUGUGGAAAGACUGAUACUUAUCCAUGUGAGAAAACUGAGAACUUUGAGUUUAGGUGGUAAUCCUAUAGCUUGUAAGGAGAUUGUUCAUAAUAUUAAGGCUAUUAAUGUAAGUUCUUAUACUGUAAGAGAGGUGGAAGUUACUGCUGUUGACAAAAUAUACCACGAAGAUAAUGUUCAUGGUAUUAAGUGUGGAGAUGAUGGUAUUGAUGAUAGGAACAACGCUAGUGAUGCCAAAGCAAGGAAUUCGACUGGUAUCAGCCCUCCACCUGUAUUACCACCUCUAUCUAGUACUGCAGUCUUAGUAUGGUGUUCCAUAUUGACCUUAUUGUUUAUAGGAGUUGGACUAUUGAUUUACAUAAAAGUUUUCAGACACCAAGAUUAUGCUAUUAGCAAUAAUUUAACGAUGCAAAUGAGAAAUUCUAUUGUCUCAGAAACGUCUGAUUUUCAAAGGGACCUUUUGAGUUAGAUACUAGAGUUACUGAUUAGAUUUAAGUGCUUUGUUGACUGUUAUGUUGGCCAAGUGA
This is a messenger RNA of Spodoptera frugiperda (fall armyworm), 2991 nucleotides long. RefSeq names its product chaoptin. Gene Ontology annotation, molecular function: protein binding. The transcript is spliced from 2 exons. The coding region runs from base 177 to 2933 and encodes 918 amino acids. The record is from RefSeq and is a predicted model, not a curated record. Gene Ontology annotation, cellular component: extracellular matrix. NCBI's taxonomy places the organism in Eukaryota, Metazoa, Arthropoda, Insecta, Lepidoptera, Noctuidae.